Molecule: messenger RNA, 2794 nt
Organism: Amphimedon queenslandica
Lineage: Eukaryota; Metazoa; Porifera; Demospongiae; Haplosclerida; Niphatidae
Product: transcription initiation factor TFIID subunit 2-like
Exons: 28
Coding region: 32-2794 (920 amino acids)
Biological process (GO): transcription initiation at RNA polymerase II promoter
Cellular component (GO): transcription factor TFIID complex
Molecular function (GO): chromatin binding; RNA polymerase II general transcription initiation factor activity; transcription cis-regulatory region binding
Source: RefSeq, a predicted model, not a curated record
UGAUGUCACUUAAAUAUGUCGGCGUGUGGCCAUGAGUGUUAAGCUUAAAAGGCAGUCUUCCUCCGCUAUCUCCUCUUCUCCUGACGGGAGACCCUUCAAAUUGUUGCAUCAAGUACUCAAUCUGAGUGAAUUUAAUUUUAAGAAGCAAGUCAUCAGAGGCAGUACUGAGUUAACCGUUCUUCCUACAACAGCUACAAACAAGCUGUACAAGCUACCGCUGAACUGUAAACAAUGUCGAAUAUUAAAGGUAACUAUUAACGAGUCAAGGAAAGGAAACUUUACUUAUGUUGAUCCAACUCUCUCAAUUUGCCCGCCUGACACUAAGAAACGGAAUUUAGAGUAUUACAGCACUUGCUUGACUGAUGCUAUCAAGUCGUGUGAUUACAGAGAGGGUAACGGUGAGCUGGUUAUCAAGAUACCCAGGGAUGUCUACAGUAUCGAGUCAAUAUUUGAGCCGACUCCAAUUAAAGUUAUGAUUGAUUUCAUGUUAGAGCAGCCAGUCAGUGGUGUGUACUUUGCUUCUACUGAUCAUCCGGCAUAUACUCAUGUCUACUCUUAUGGCUGGUUGAAUUCAUCAAGGCUUUGGUUUCCAUGUAUUGAUUCUUAUGCUGAGCUCUGUCAUUGGGACAUACAUUUGACGGUGCCAUCAUCAAUGAUAGCGGUUAGCUGUGGAGAACUUACUGAUCAGGUAUUGUCUGCUGAUGGUAGAAAGAAAUCCUUUCAUUAUUCACUCUCUUUUCCUACAUCAGCUUCUUGCAUUGGAUUUGCAGUUGGUAUGUUUGAAGCCUAUCCUGAUUCAGUGUUACCUGACGUCACUCAUUAUGCUCCAACUCAGACUCUUCCUUUACUUAAGAACACUGUCAGCUUUGCACACGAGGUGUUUGGUUUUUACGAGGAACUGUUAAGCACCAGGUUCCCCCACAACCAGUACAGACUGGUUUUUGUUGAUGGGAUAUAUCAAGACAUUACCAGUUAUGCUGGUCUCACGCUCUGCAGUGUUAACCUACUUCAUCCUGACACAAUCAUUGAUCAAGUCAUGACUAGCAGGAGAGCUAUUGCACUAGCCAUUGCUGAACAAUACUUUGAAUGCUAUCUACUACCACAAUCAUGGAAUGAUUGGUGGUUACCUGUCAGUAUCUCUCAGUUCAUCACUGGGCUAUUCUGUAGGAAGAUGUUUGGUGGCACAGACUACCAGUAUUGGAUUAAUAGUGAGCACCAGAGGGUUUGUGAGUAUGAGCAGACUAAUUACCUUCCUCCAUUGUGUGAGGCUCUAACCAAAGGAGAAGUGACUCCCACAUCCUUUCAUUCACACAGUGAAAUGGAGCUCUCCAUUUUACGUUCUAAAGGACACUUGAUAUUAAGAAUGCUCCAGCAGAAGAUCGGCCAUGAUCUCUUAGUACAGGUCUUCAAUAAGAUAUUAACUUUAGCUUCAUCAGGAGGUUCUGCUUCAACUGAUUAUUCUCAAUGGCAGUCUGUGUAUUUAUCCACUGCAGGAUUCCUAAAGCUAGUAUUGACCGUUUCUGGUAAAGACUUAUCCCACUUCAUGAGUCAGUGGGUUGGUCACAGUGGAGCCCCCUUGUUCCAUGUCUCCUUUAACUACAUUCGCAAGAAGAACCUUGUGGAGCUUCACAUGACACAAGACACUCCAAGAGGAGGAGGAUCUGGUGGGGGAAAGAAAUUUGUAGGUCCAAUGACAGUAUCAGUCCAAGAGUAUGAUGGGUACUUCACUCAUACCAUACAAGUGGAGGAGAGUGUGUCUGUCUAUGAACUGCCUUGUCACUCUAAGAUACGCAAAGCUAAGAAAAGGAAGAUGCCAUUGUGUCACGGAGAAGAAAUUGAAAUAGAAGUCUCCAGUUUAGAUGCUGAAGUCCCUGUGCUGUGGGUUAGGGUUGAUCCUGAGAUGCAGUGGAUACGAUACUUGAAGCCAUCACUACCGGACACAGUGUGGAUCAAUGUGCUCCAGUAUGAAAGAGAUGUGGUGGCACAAGUUGAAGCUAUUGAUGCUUUGAAGGAGUAUCCAUCACAAUCAGCAGUCAGUGCAUUGAGUGAAGCCAUUACUAAUUCAUCAUUUUAUUAUCACGUGAGGAUAAAAGCUAUUGAAGCACUGGCUCAUGUUGUUAGUGAUUUGAUAUCAUCUGGUGAAGGUGUUGGCCCUGAUCUAUUAGUGAGACUCUAUCGUCAGUUGUUCUGUGUGUCUCAAUAUUCUAACACAACUCUUGUGAGGUCUCAUGACUUCACUAAUAUAGCUCAUUACUUUAUACACAAGGCAAUGCCUGGUCUCAUUGCUAGUGUGAGGAAUUCCCACGGUCAUUGUCCACCCGAGGUGUUGACUCUGUUACAAGACAUCAUUAAAUAUUCAGACAAUUCAUCAAAUAAAUAUUGUGAUGGUUAUUUCCGUGCUUCAUUGGUGGAUGCUCUAUCACAAUAUGUCACUCCUCCUCUUGCUGUCCUUCAAUCCAUGCAAUCAGAUAAUCCUUUGGAGUCUCUUCAAGCUGACAUGAAGAUUGUUUUGCAAGAAAUAGUCCAGUUUCUCAAUAUUGAUACAAUCCUACCAACAUACAAGAAACCAAUCACUGUUAGUUGCCUAAAGGCUAUUCGUGUUCUCCAAAGAAUGGGUCGUCUUCCCAGUAGUAGCACCAUAUUCAAACAAUACAAUCAGCCUAAUCAGUUCAUUGAUAUAUGUGUCACUGUGUUUCAAAUGAUAGCUGAUAUAAUACAAGGUGUGUUCGAAGAGGAUCUCAAUUAUUUGCUGAAUAUAAUUGAUGAUCCAUCUCAGCUGCCAAUCAUCAAGUAA